CAUUCUGAGACAAACCCACUAUACAGUGCGGUGAAACAUUAGCAUGGAGCUUGGAAAAUGUCUCGACUGUUAUAAAGAUUUGACAGAACUGACAUGUGGCAGUGUACAGAUAAAGGAUACAAAUGGACAAUAUGGACCACCAGUACACGGGGAAAGAGGAACGAUUAGAAUAUCAAGCUUUGGUCAACGAUGUGGAGUUAAUGCAUGCAAAGAAGAGUCAAUAUUCGAAAUACCACAGUGUUAUCAUACAUUCUGUGGCCAUUGCCUCCAAAAGAGAGAAGCUAUUGUGAAUUUUGUGAAGCACAAACCUGAACAAGUUUUUGCUUGUCCACAAUGUGUACAUAAAGGAUUUGCGUAUAAAGAAGACACUAAUUGGAUAACCAAAUUUGAUGUGUACAACUCUCUUCGGGAAAAGAAAAUAUGUAUCGUGUGUUUCCAAAUAAUGACAUUUGACGUGGUUCCUUACCAUAAUGAGAUUUGCUUCAGUUGCAUGAGAAAAAUGUUAGAUGACCCAACUCUUGCUGAAUACGUUUGUUUGAUGAAGGAUUGUGAUGCUAAAUAUGACCUCAAGGACAUACGUGAAAUGUACGAACAGACAACCUUACAAAUGAGAGGAAAAUUCUUCGCAUUACCCCAUGGAAACUGCUCCAAUAGAAGCUGCCAAAAUCUAGCAGUCCUGAAGCUAAGGAUAUGCAACCACAACUUAUGUGAGGAUUGCAUUGACAAAAGUCUGUCUGGUGAUAAAUUCGGGGAAAAUGAAUUCAUGAUGACGUGUCCAAUACAAAGUUGUGCUAGGCCUGUUCCGAUAGAUUGUUUGAAGCAAGAGCUGAGUAAUCUUACAUCGACUCUGCAGCUGGCAACACUCUAUAUAGAACCUGUAACAAGAUACAUCUGCGAAAAAUGUAGACAACAUUCACACAAUAUGAAUUUGGAAUUUCAAAUAUGCCACCACACCCUAUGCAUUUCCUGCUAUGAGAAAUUCAUGCUACAAAAUGACUCAGGUAGACGAGUAACGACAUAUCUUGGUCUUUCAAUGGAAAUGACGACAUGCUGUAUUGCGUCCUGUGAUAAGGAAAUUCCAACCGUUUGUCUAAAAGCAAUGGACAUGGCAAUACGAGGAGAGAAAAUUGCUGUUACAAUGUAUUUUCAAUCACCCAAAAGGAAUGGAAAAGAAAAGUGUUUUGUAUGUGGAUCUAAAACGGUGUUGACAGAGAUAGUCUCUUGUAACCAUCAGCUGUGUAAAGACUGCACAAUGAAGAUGCUUUCUGAAUCAAACAAAUGUUGGGGAUCAGUUGCCUGUAGAUGUUGGGAUAGCAGACCUGUGCUUGUUCGAUGUAUAAAAACACUGUCUGGUGUAGCCAUUGAAGAAAUGUUUACGAACGAUGUUAACUACUUUGAAGAAUUAGCAAAGGCGGUCACUAGCAGAACAGACCAACCAACAGGAUCAUCGGACACCAGCGAACAUUGUUUGAACGUAAAGGGAUCUAACACAAAGAUUGUUACGAAGGAUCGAAACACAAACUUUCUGUGCCCAUCAUAUGGAAAGCGGAUAUCGUGCAGUCACUGUUCUUGUAUGGCAGUCAUAGAAUUUUCUUCAUGUUCCCAUGGUUUGUGUUUGAAAUGCCUCAAAUACUUGACAUCAAGGCAAAAAUCAAAGGAGAAAAAACUACAAUGUACGUAUUGUGGACCAUGUGGAUAUAUUGGAAAUGCAAAACGAUUCAUUCUAAAAUGUGAAACGGAAGGAUUAUUGAUUCCCUCAUACCUGAAACCUGUAGGUGGAUCCACAAAAUGUAUCAAAUGCAAAAGGGAUCAGGCUAUCUUUGAAGAAGUAGAAUGUGGACACGGUUUUUGUGAAUUGUGCCUACACACUAGUUUGCAAUAUACAACCAUGUUGAAAUGUCCGCUGCUGCAAUGCGAUAGCGUUGAUACUUCCCAAGGAAAGGAAACCUCGAAUCUUAAACAACAAUGUGAAACCUGCUGCAAAAUAAAGGCAAGAUCAUAA
Messenger RNA from Ostrea edulis (European flat oyster), 2002 nucleotides. RefSeq lists its product as uncharacterized. Bases 44 to 2002 code for a protein of 652 amino acids. The record is from RefSeq and is a predicted model, not a curated record. The transcript is spliced from 19 exons. NCBI's taxonomy places the organism in Eukaryota, Metazoa, Mollusca, Bivalvia, Ostreida, Ostreidae.